Messenger RNA from Nycticebus coucang (slow loris), 702 nucleotides. RefSeq names its product leucine rich colipase like 1 (gene LRCOL1). The coding region runs from base 40 to 504 and encodes 154 amino acids. Lineage: Eukaryota; Metazoa; Chordata; Mammalia; Primates; Lorisidae. Gene Ontology annotation, biological process: lipid catabolic process; digestion. The record is from RefSeq and is a predicted model, not a curated record. The transcript is spliced from 5 exons. Gene Ontology annotation, molecular function: enzyme activator activity. Gene Ontology annotation, cellular component: extracellular region.
GUGGGUGUCGGCGCCUGGUGCUCAGAGACCAAGAGUCCAAUGGCUGGCCCAGGGCGGAUGCUGCUGCUGCUGCAGCUACUGCUGCUGCUGCUGGGGUCCUCUGGAGAGAAGAGCCUGGCCCACAAGGGCAUCGGCGAGGCCUGUGAGGACCACCACGAGUGCCAGAGCGAUUGCUGCGUCACCAACAGCCUGAACCCACAGAGGUUCUGCACUCCCCAGACCAUCUUCUUGCAGUGCCUAUCGUGGCGCAGGCCAAAUGGGUACAUCUGCUGGACCCACGCAGAGUGCCAGAGCCACUGCUGUGUCAGGACUAGCUUCCAGCAGAGUUUGUUCUGCACGCCCAAGACUAUCUUCCUGCAGUGUGUGCCCUGGCGCAAGCCGGAUGGCCAUUACUGCAGGAGCCACAGCGAGUGCCGCAGCCAAUGUUGCAUCCAGCUGAACGAAGACAGCCCAUACCGCUGUAUCCCACGCACAGGAAUCCUGGCCCAGUGCCUGCCGCUGUGACAUGAACACGAAUUUGUGUCCUGAAGAACCAAUCCUGGGCCCCUGGAUGCACACUCUGGACAUCAUGGUGCUGGGAGUUGGAUUCAGGGCAAAGUGUCCCCCAAGGUCCGUGUGGUGCUUUCUGUUACUCCAGAAAAUCUGUAGGUGCGAGGCACCAAGUGCCUGAGACCAUAGUGUGAAAAGAAGCAUUCAUAAGAA